This is a messenger RNA of Protopolystoma xenopodis, 429 nucleotides long. NCBI's taxonomy places the organism in Eukaryota, Metazoa, Platyhelminthes, Monogenea, Polystomatidea, Polystomatidae. The record is from the annotation of a GenBank genome assembly.
AUGGGCCCCGAACUGGAGCCUUCAAUCGGACUAAGCCGUGUCCACACGAAAUACUCACAAGACGCCUUAGUCCUACUCGUCAUUAUGAGAAUAUAUUAUUAUGCCCGGUCUUCAAUAGCCUCGUGCCAACUGUAUAUACUUUUGUGUGUUGGCAGUCUCUGUUUUGCCGUCGAAGUGUGUAGACACAAAUGCGUUCAGGUGAAGAGUCGCAAAGCUGCAACUGUCUCGACAAGUUUGUCAGAAUGUGUGCGGUUUGAAGAGGUUCACUUGAGAGGUUUAUUUUCCAGUCGACGGGAUUCUGAGGCCGCUGAACCGGCCUUUGAUGCCCGCCUCGACUGGACAAACGUCUUUGGACACGGAUUGACACUUUCAGUUGGGCGGUCAAAGGCAGGCUUCGCUUUUGACCGCAUUUGUGUUAUCUGCUUUUAA